Molecule: messenger RNA, 873 nt
Organism: Ostertagia ostertagi
Lineage: Eukaryota; Metazoa; Nematoda; Chromadorea; Rhabditida; Trichostrongylidae
Source: the annotation of a GenBank genome assembly
AUGGCGCAGUUACCAUCAGUUGCAAUAUUGGAUCCUGAUUCUAAAACCCUACUCAAUAGAAUGGACCUACGACUCAACGAUAUCGACUUGAAACUAAGUAUUGUUCUUGAAUUACUGGCGGCUAAACAUACUGAUCAAAGAGCGUCCAGUAUAUUCGCCUCUCCACCUCAAACGGAAAUAUCUGAAGUCCCUUCGCAAGAGUGUAAUCCGAUGGUUGGAAAUUCCUCGUCUGACAGAGCAAUCUCGCCCAAGACGGAUUAUAAAGAUGAGUCGGAUGGUGAUCUUUACAUGGAAGGGGAUAACGAGAACGACGCCGAGGAGGACAUCUGCCAACAGCCGAGCCAACAAAACGAUACUGCCCCUAAGGAGAACAGCGAAAAAUCUCCUGUCGUUGAUGGUCCCUUCCCUGAGGGUGCAGUGAAACGAGCAGCUGAAAAAGCUGCAAGAAGUUUUCAAAGUACCCAACCAAAGGUGUUUGCUUGGCAAAUUUUUCGCGAGUCGGUGACCGAUGAAGAGCUACGAAAUGUUCAGAUCAGUCUACGUACUUUUCAUGGAGAAGUGGCGUCCCAUCUGCUUAACAGGCAGUUACCAAAGAUUCGGUUAGUAGUGGAAGCUACGAUGAGGUAUUUCAAGUGGGAUACUCUGCCUGAAGAGUGUCAACUAAGCAAAACUAAGCUUAUACUUAGUCACCUUAAGAACAACGCCAAAGUUCGCAAUUGGACACUACGUGAAGGAAGGCCAAACAGAAUUCCGAGCAAUACAACGAAUAUGGACGUGAUGUGGAAAAGAUAUGCGGCCCUUUUAGGCCCAGGAGGUCUUGCGGCUGCUGGUAUUCUACCUGUUUUGCCCACGUUAGGAGGGCAACGCUUCUAA